Molecule: messenger RNA, 2741 nt
Organism: Etheostoma cragini (Arkansas darter)
Lineage: Eukaryota; Metazoa; Chordata; Actinopteri; Perciformes; Percidae
Gene: gpc5a
Product: glypican 5a
Exons: 9
Coding region: 1-1716 (571 amino acids)
Biological process (GO): positive regulation of canonical Wnt signaling pathway; regulation of protein localization to membrane; cell migration
Cellular component (GO): plasma membrane; cell surface; extracellular region
Source: RefSeq, a predicted model, not a curated record
AUGGGUGUGCUGUGGACGAACUACGUUUUCUUCAUGGCGUGUUGCUCUGGAUUAGGGUUUGGAAACCCAAACAGAUGCGACGAAGUGCGGAAAGUUUUCCAACUCAGACAAAUUGGACCAAAUCAAUUAUUGCCGUUAAGCCCCAGACCAGGUUCAGACCUUCAGGUGUGCAUAUCCAAGAACCUGACCUGCUGCACUAAGAAGAUGGAGGAGAGGUACCAGGUGGCGGCCCGGAGAGACAUCCAGAACCUCGUCCAGACGUCCAGCUCAAGCCUGAAGUUCCUCAUCUCGCGCAACGUUGCUGCUUUUCAAGAGACCUUUGAUGUCCUGAUGAGGCAGGCGGAGAAUCACACGAAUGCUGUCUUCCAGGAGUCUUACCGCAACAUGGCUGAUCAGGCAGUGGGCCCUGUGCGGGAACUCUUUACAGAUAUUAGUCUUUUCCUGCUGGGCUCUGAGCUCAACAUUGAUGACUUAGUGCAACGAUUCUUCGACGCUCUCUUCCCGCUGGCCUACAAUCACCUCAUCAACCCAGGCCUCAGCGACCUAUCACCAGGCUACGCUGAGUGCGUAAGGUCGUCCAGCCGGAAUGUAAGACCGUUUGGUGGCGCACCGAGCCUCUUGGCGGAUCAGAUCGCUCGCUCUGGGGUCUCCGGGAAGCUUCUCCUUCAGGCACUGCACCUCGGCAUCGAGGUCAUCAAUACCACAGACCACUUACAGCUGAGCCGCGAGUGCAGACGGGCCCUUCUUAAGAUGCACUACUGCCCUCACUGCCAAGGCUUAACGCAGUCCAAACCCUGCAUGGGUUACUGCCUCAACGUGAUGCGAGGCUGCUUGGCAAGCAUGGCGGACAUCGACACCCACUGGAGGGAGUUUGUUCGCUCGCUGGAGGGCCUGUCAGCACGAAUGUACGGACCUCAGGAUUUGGAGCAAGUGCUUCUGGGAGUUCACACGCUGCUUCACGAUGCUGUCGGAUAUGCUCAGAAAAAUGGCCCCCGCCUCUCAGUACAGGUGCACAAACUGUGUGGCCCACCAAGCAGGAAGCUUGCACAGUCAAUCCGCAUCCAGCACAGCAGCCACAGCAGAGAAUCCAUCCCUCGUAAUGCUCUUGUCAGAGUGUCAGGGGACUCGCUCGCUGUCAGGAGGAGGGACUUUCUGAACAGUCUACGUCUCUACCGUACGUUCUAUGGCGGCCUGGCGGAUCAGCUGUGUGUGAGUGAGCUGGCCUCUGGUGACGGGCUGUCCUGCUGGAAUGGCACCUACAUCGUAAAAAGCUACACUCUCCGUGUGGUCGGCAACGGGAUCAAGGCUCAGAGUGCCAACCCUGAAGUGAAAGUGAAGGGAGCAGACCCUGUAAUAAAUCAGAUCAUUGACAAACUGAAACACAUCAAUCAGCUGUUGCAGGGUAAGUCCAUUCCUAAACUGGGGUCACUGGACCAGAUAGAAACAGGAAGUGGAGACGCAGAGGGACGUUACAGCGGCGACUGUGAUGAUGAAGACGGCUGUGGUGGUUCAGGUGGUGGAGAGGGGAAGAGGAAAGUCUCCAGAGUCUCCAACUUGAGUCCAGAUGUGACCCGUGAUCACAAACAUCAUCAUCAUCAUCAUCAUUAUCCACCUGCAGAGGAUUCAGAGAUGGAUGGCAGAUCCAGGGGUCUUGGACUGACAGGGGCCAUUUGGGUCUUGAUACUGCCUUGUUUACACAUGCUCAUGGCCUUGUAACAGCUGCCUUUUUGCAGCAUGAAACUUUCAAGACUUGUUUUCAAGCUUAUUUAUCCAGAAACGAAAGUUCCAGUGGAUGUAACAAGCUUUAUGUAAUGGAGCACCACUUCCGCACAGUGUAGUGCACGGUACCCUGCCAACCCUAGUGAUCGUGUGGAAAGAACAAGACACUGCGACCUAUGUAAGACGGCAUAUGGUUCAGCUUUGCGAAUAGUAAUUAUUUUUUACCUGGCAUUCAAUAACACUAAUAAUGACUUAUUUAUAACAGCGGAUGUUGAGAGAAACGACAACUUAUGUUAGAAAAGUUUGGUAUUAAUUUAAUUGUAUUGCUACAUAUAAUAUAUAUACAUAUAUAUAAAAGCACUAAUUUGCAUCUGCAUAUGAUUAUAAUAUAGCACAGGUUGCACUGCAUUUAAAUGGGGUUCAAAAAUUGCUGUGAAAUGAGUCAAUUAAUCUAAAUGGAUAGUUUGAAGUUGAAUUUGAAAUUGAAAAAAAAACAUCUGCCCAGCUGUUACAGUUAGCUCUUACAGUUGCAAUAAUUAUACAAACUUCUGAGUAUCAACCUGUGUCUUUACUGACAUUUCUUCAUACAAAAGUGCUUCAGAUUGUAGAAAUCUUACAAUAGGAUCUCAGAUAUGGUCCGUAUGUUCUUAAGCAUUUUGCUAAUAAGAACAAAAAAGGAUUCAAGACAUCUGCUAUUUGCUUUUAAUAGCUGCCAUUGUAUUCAAAGUCCAUUAAAUUGGCUUAUUUUAAUUGCAAAAUUGACGUGUAAUGCUAUUGCUGAGGGAAACUGUGAAAGGGGAGGGGUGGCCGGGUGGAAGUCGUUGGCAAGUGAGAUAGUUCAUACUCCUUUCUUCUUUAGGAAUAGAUUAGUUUCUUCAGGAGUCUAUUAUCAUCUUUCAAACUCAAUCCUCCUCUGGACGGGAGCUGAUAGCUUCUGGAGUCACUGGUGAGGAAGAAUCCAAUUGCUCCUACCUACUACCUAACUACACUGCUGGUGUGUUACUGGCAGGUUCCUUUGCAGA